AUGAUAAAAAAAAUAAUUAAUAACCUAAACACAUCAAAUGAAGAAAAAGAUGACGAUUUUAGUCACAGCAAAAACAUUUUAUAUUUAAUCGAAGGGAUAAUAACCCAUGAAGACUCAUAUUGGAAAUAUGCAAAUGUAUUAAAUGAAUUAACAACGUUAUGUUACGAAGAUCCAAUACAUUUUAGGAAAUUCUUUUUUGUAAAAAGUGAAAAUGUCGAAGAACGGAAAAAAAACGUGAACCAAAUUCUGGAUAGAAUACUAGUUGUCCUAGAAAAAUAUGAAGAUUCAAGAAGGACAUUUAUAUAUGCAGUUGCAAAGUUAGUAUUUAUCAAUGCUUUCAAUUUGAAUGUCCAAAUUUUGCGUAUCCUUUGUGGCUUAGGACAUAAUGAGGAGUAUAAGUAUGACAUAUAUUCGGUCUUUGAGGAAAUAGUGGCUCCAGCCAUACUGAAUUCGGCUGAGAAAGAAACGCUGAAGAACAUCUUUGAGGGACUACAAUACACACCAAGGGAUAAGAUGGUCGCACACACCUUCAGUAGUUGCAUACAUAAAGUUAUCAAAUUGCUGAGAAGCUCCUUUAAUGAACAUAUAUUGGAAUUUCUUUCCGUUGCGACGUUGGAUCGGAAAAAUUGUUUAAUAGCAUAUGACGAGGGCCUCCUAAAGAUCCUUACAACAGAAAUAACCAAUCGGCAGGAAGACAACUUUGAAGAUGCACCAGAAUACCUUGAAAAGGUAUAUCUGAUCGUGCAACAACUAUGCUGCAACCAUUUUAAACAUUGCGCAAUGCUGGUAAAGGAAAAGAUGCAUUUAAAUUUUUAUUUCAAAAAGAUUAAAGAAAUGAUAAAUAAGGAUUUUAUGAAAAAUUUUUCCAAAAAAAAAUCUAUUUUUUGUAAUAUAAUAAUUUUUACAUUAAGUAAUAUUUGCAAAUCUGAUAAGGAAAUUUUAUACGAAUUAUGCAACACUCAUCACUUCAUUGAUUUACUUUUAACUGGCAUUAAAAUGGAUAUGAGCAAUCCAUACUUUUUAAGUGCAAGUUUGGCUGGAUUAUUAAUAGUUUUGAAGAAUGAAGAAAUGUAUAAAAACAACAUUGAAUAUAUAUUAAAUAAUACUAAUAAUUUAAAAAUAAUAUUACCUUUUUUAUUUGGACAAAAAUAUAAUAGUAUGUUAAACUAUUACAGUAAAUCAGAUGAAAAUGUGGAAACUUAUUUAUAUGAAGUUGUUAAAUAUUCCCUUGGUAUUUUUGCCUUUUUUUUUAUGAAGGGGGUUGAUAAGUUUUCAAUAAAAGUAAAAAAGGGGUUCGUGGAUAGCGGCAUUAACUAUUACUUGCUCACAUGUCUAGAAAAGAAGAACGAAGAUAUUAUGAUUCGCCUUCUGCGGUGCAUCUGCCUAAUCCCAUUUGAGGACUGCAAAUCCAUUGAAUUUCACAAAAUAUUUUUCAUCCUUCGAGAAAAGGAAGUUACUCUGAACGAAAAAUGGAAGGAAAUUUACUACUAUUGCGUGAAGAUAUACAUAAAUGUAGUAAACAAUGAAGAAGUAACAAAAAUUAUUGAAUUAUACAAAUUUGAAGAUACCAUCACGAAUAUUUUGCGAAUUAUGAACCAAUUUCUCCGCAGGGCAGUUAUUCUGCAAAAAAAAAACGAUCUCGUAUUGUUAAAAGGGAGAAUAAAUUCACAGAGGAAUCAUGGUGAGUAUGAAGUUGGAGAAGCAGAUGGAGCUGAUGAAACAGAACGUGAAGAAAAGACGGAUACAUACCAAGAUAGAUACACCAACUUUGAUUUGGAUACACGAGAAAUCGACUUGAAUAAAAUAACUGUGGAACUAUUGAUAACAUGCUCAAGAUGCACCCAAUUAAGAUUCUUCAUGAGAAACAACUCAAUCAGCUAUUACUACAUAAAUGCUUUGACAAAUGAAGAUAGCUUAUACAAUGAAAUAAAUAUAGACUAUGACAUUUUAAUUGAACGAACGUGGUGUUCUACUAUUGAUAAUAUAUUCAAAGCGUUAAUGAAAAACAAUAUUUCAAAAAAUAAAAAAAUAUGUUUACGUCUUUUAAUUAAUGUAGCUGAUAUAUUUAGUGGUUACUUUUAUCAGUUCAAAGUACCUUCCAAUUGUGAUAUAUUCUAUUUAUGCACUCUUGAAGAAAAACAUUGGAAUAAGAAAAAAAUUUUACAAUAUUUUUAUAAAAUGACUAAUGAUGACCUUAGUGAUUAUAAAAAACAACUUAACACAUUUUUCAAACACUACAUGAUGAAUUUGCAUACCCUAUUGGAAGUAUUUGUUGAAAAAAAUAUUUUCACACAUUUGAAAAAAGAACAAGAAGAAAAUUAUUUUCCUGGAGUACUAAAAUUUAACAAACUGAAAUAUGAAAAAAAAAUUUCAAAACUAAAGUUAAAAGAAAAGGAAAUCAGAUCUAAAAUUCAACAUGAACAAACGGAGAAAAAGGACACUACACCAAGUAACCAUCUUACUGAGGAAUUACAAAACAUAAAAGACAAAAAGAAGAAAUUGUUCUUAUGGCUACAUAAUAACAAUUUCAAACAGACAUUUGACAUAUCUCUUGUGGAUGACGAAAUUGAGCUCAAUUUUGAGCACAUGUUUGAAAUUCCCAAAGUGGUGAAAAAAAAAAAAAACAUUAAAUAUAUGAGUGGAAAUACCUAUGGAUAUAAAAACAACUCUAAUGUAACAAUUUUGAAAAAGAAGCUAUCUGCUCAUUCCACGGAUGGCUCAUUUGAGGAUGAUCAAAAAAAUAACAACAUUGGUAAAAAUGGGGGAGUAAAUGAUGAACAAAAAAAUAUGAAUAAUAAUUUAAACCAAACUGAAGGUGAAAUACUAAUAAAAACACAUGAAUCUCACAAAGGUGUGAAACAAAACGGUGAAAAUAAAUAUUAUUCUGGCAAGUCCUCUAGCAGUGACCCAACUUACCAUAUAAACGAAUCGUCUGCAUCUUCUCUCGUGGAAGAAAAUCCAAACGAAAGUAUUUUAGACAAAAUUGCAUGCGAACUUUUAUGCUUUAAUAAGGAAAAAAUAUAUGAUCACAAAUGUAACCAGCUGAAUAUGCUUCUUUUUAACAAAAGAGGAAUUUUUGUAAAUUAUAACAAAGGAAAGGUAAAUAUAGCUUACAUAUUGCACACCUUUUUACGAAUUUUCUACAGCAUAAUUAUAAAUAACACAGAUAAUAAUGAAAAUUACACCAGAGUUAAAGAAUAUUUUUUAAAAAAAAAUGUCAUAAAAUCGCUGAUAAAUCUUUUAAGUCAAUGCAGUUUUUACGACUGUAAUGUGUAUGCUCAUUUUUUCCGUUUAUACAGUGAGAUUUUAAAACAAAACUUAACAGCAGUUGAAUCUAUGGAUAUGUUAAUUUUUUACAAUAUUUUUUCCUACUAUUGUAAAUUAUUAAGUAGGGAAUUUGUUAGCAAACUCAUCAAUGAAGAAUAUGUAUUAUCAGAUAAUGAACAAUAUUUUUAUGCAGAAUUUUGUCAACUAUUUUAUUAUUUUACACAAAAAAUUAUUUAUAUACAAUUUUCACAUUACAGUGAAAUACAAAAAUGGUGUGUAGAUUGUUCUCUAUUUUUCCUCUUUUACAAAAAUAAUAUUUUACUAUUACUAUAUCUUUUUAUAUAUAUAAAUAGUGUCCAUCAUGGGUCUGUAUAUGCCGCGUAUAUUUAUCACAAGAAAAGCUUUAGCUAUAUCCAUACCAUAUUUUUUUACACCUUCUUUACAAUAUCUUACUUGAUGUGCUUUUCAAAAAAGUUGAAAUAUUUUAUUUUGUAUUUUAUAAAUUAUAAAAAAUAUAUUCACAACGUAUUAUUCAGGAUGUCUAUGUUGCAUGCACUCUUUCUAUAUUACAAGUUGAUAUAUCUACGAAUAAUUUUGCAGAAUCAGUUGUCCAUUCAAAGAUGUGCACCAACACAGGUUUAUCACAUAUCACCGAUUAUAUACCUUCGGGAAAAUGCUAUAGAAUGGUAUUUCCUGGCAAUCGGAUUGGAUAAAUAUUAUCUUGUAUACAUACCAGACAAUUUGGAAGAAAAUAUUACAGAUGAUAAAGACAUAAAAUUAGUAAUACAUUCUGAAAAAAAAUAUGCAGACAUAACAAGAAUAUGUUUGAGUAAGUUGAAUGACAACUUUUUCGUUUUUGGUUACAUAUGUCAUGAAAACGGCAAAAGUUAUGAGCAAUAUGACAUGUUUAUAAGCUUAAAUAAACAUUUUCGUGAUGAAAUAAUUUCAUAUUCCCAAUUUUUAUCUGGGGGUAGUUAUCAUGCAAAGGUUGAUUUGGUACAAGAUAAUAUAUUCAAAAAUAACUUGGAAAAUCACAUGAACGUUCAGAACAUUAUUAUUACAUCUUUUGCAUAUAUGGAAAUAAAUCCAAGUGUUUGUACAAAAAGUAAAAUAAAAACAGAAGAUAAAAGGCAAGACAAUCUAAACGGUUAUGAAGAAUCAUAUCAAUCUGAAAUAAUUUCCGAAUCACAUUAUAGCGAUUUUAUUAGUACAUACAAGAACGAUGAACAAGCACAGAAUUCUGAUUCUGAAUCGAACCCUGAGCAAUUCAACAUUUUCAGAAGAAAUACUAAUAACAAGAAAAAAAGAAAAUUAUUUUUCUUCGUUUUAACAAAAAAUCAUUUAUACAUUUUCAAAGUAAAUUUUAAAAACUGGUUAUGUCUAAGUCCAUUUAUCGAUGAAGAAAAAGAUGAUAUACAUCUUUAUGUCGAAUCGAGCAUAGAUAGUGCAGACGAAGAAUCAGGUACAGGGAAAAAAAAAAUUUUUACCAAUGAGAAGAUAUAUUUAAAUAAUUUCCUAGGAUUGUGUGUCAAUUCAAUGAAUGAUGAAAAUAUUGUAUUUACCAGAAAAUGUGCAGUUAGAAAUACUAUAAAACAUGUCUACUCAAGCAACAAUACAGAAUAUACUAAUGAACAAAUGGUAUUGUCUGCCAAUGUUACUACAACCGUUCAGACAGAUGAACCCAACGACGGUGAACUUGUAAAACAUUACCAACAUUUUGAACAUAACCAGAGGUAUCUAUCUGCAAACAAAUAUUUCCUAAAAAUUGUGCACAAAUACAACAAUGAAAAUUUAAAUAAAAUUAAAUUUGUAAAUAAUUAUGAAAGUAUAAUUGCGCUUAACUACAGAGUGAAGCAUGGCGAAUCAACAGAAAAAAAAAUUAAAAUUAUCAUGUUUGAUGAUUAUACAAGGGAACUUUGGAAACGCUCUCUGGCAUACUCUCUUAACAUUCAAAUGACAUCCUCGGAGUGGGUGCGAAAAUGGACCUAA
Messenger RNA from Plasmodium gonderi, 5256 nucleotides. RefSeq lists its product as hypothetical. The transcript is spliced from 6 exons. NCBI's taxonomy places the organism in Eukaryota, Apicomplexa, Aconoidasida, Haemosporida, Plasmodiidae. The coding region runs from base 1 to 5256 and encodes 1751 amino acids. The record is from RefSeq and is a predicted model, not a curated record.